GUUCUAUAUAAAAACGACUCCUGGUGCCUUCCUCCCAUUACUUCUCGUUUUCUCCAUCUGCUGUUAGUCCGUCUGGUGUCGUAGUUCGCCCUCAACAUGCCGGAGCCAGCGAAGUCCGCUCCUGCGCCCAAGAAGGGCUCGAAGAAGGCAGUGACUAAGGCCCAGAAGAAAGACGGCAAGAAGCGCAAGCGCAGCCGCAAGGAGAGCUACUCCGUGUACGUGUACAAGGUGCUGAAGCAGGUCCACCCCGACACCGGCAUCUCCUCUAAGGCCAUGGGAAUCAUGAACUCCUUCGUCAACGACAUCUUCGAGCGCAUUGCGGGUGAGGCUUCCCGUCUGGCGCAUUACAACAAGCGCUCGACCAUCACCUCCAGGGAGAUCCAGACGGCCGUGCGCCUGCUGCUGCCCGGGGAGUUGGCCAAGCACGCGGUGUCGGAGGGCACCAAGGCCGUCACCAAGUACACCAGCGCUAAGUAAACCUGCCAACCCACAAGACACCGGGAAGAUGCCAGACCACCAGGCAGCAUAGUCUGCAAGUGUAAGGGGAGGAGCACAGCUUUUCUCAUGAGUGAAGAAACGGAACAUGAGAUCAUCGCGGAGAUUUUUGAAUAUUUUGCUAGUUUUUAAGGCAUGUUCAGCGUCAAUUGGUUCAAUCAGUAAUUUUUCCUUUUGACAAAGCUUAUAGAAAAGGAAAAGGAAAACCAACUGGAUCCAGAGGGGGGACAACAGACUGAGGCUAGAGACAGUCCGCCCCGAAGCAAGAAGUUGGAGUAGAGGAGAAAGGAACUUCCCCAGCAGCACAGGGUCUGAGCAGAGUUAGGUGGGUUUUAUUGUGUAACUGGAGACUAGAAUGGCUAUGCCGGUGAUAAGCAGUGUGGAACUUUUUUGGAAGAACCAAGUGAAAGAAAGGGUCCACGAAUUUUAAGCUAGGUUGUUACCUGGCUAAAUUUGUGAUUUAGAAAUGCAGGCCAGUUUCACAGGGAAAUUUUCAAUGUAUAUGUGUCUGUAUAUAUAUUUAACAUAUUUGGCCAUGCAUUGUUCUAGUCUUUGGGGAUAUUGCCCGCCCUUGGGCAUUUGGAGAUUAGCAAGGUC
Messenger RNA from Chlorocebus sabaeus (green monkey), 1092 nucleotides. The record is from RefSeq and is a predicted model, not a curated record. Lineage: Eukaryota; Metazoa; Chordata; Mammalia; Primates; Cercopithecidae.